Agrilus planipennis (emerald ash borer) is the source of this 1202-nucleotide messenger RNA. RefSeq lists its product as uncharacterized. NCBI's taxonomy places the organism in Eukaryota, Metazoa, Arthropoda, Insecta, Coleoptera, Buprestidae. The transcript has 4 exons. Bases 327 to 917 code for a protein of 196 amino acids. The record is from RefSeq and is a predicted model, not a curated record.
AAGUUCGCAUUGUGGCUGAACACUUUUUUGUGGCCUACACAAAUACACACAAUUGGACCGUGUACUUGUAAUUACUUGGACUUAUCACACAAAUAUUAAUUUGUUUGUACAAAACGGUCUAAAGUUAAAUCAUCGCUUCUUUUAUUUGUUAAGAUAUGAAAUCGAAAGGUCUGGAGGCUACACUCACAAUAUAGUAAUAAUUAAAAAUACUUAGUAUAGAUCACGUUUAACAGUCGUAUACGCGGGUAGGUGUAAGACGGAAUCGUGCCUAGUGGGCAUAAUAAACUCAAUAAUUAAAACAAAAGCGAAAUAAAAAACGAAGAACAAUGCAGUUUGUUGAAUCAGUGGUGUACCUUGGAAUAUUGUGUAUUCAUUAUCCGUUAAAGAUCACCUUGGCCACAUCUAGGACAGCGAAGGAGCUCGUGGAAAAAGGAAUUAACGUUCACAAGCAGGUGUCCUCAAAUGUCAACACCACCGUUGCCAAACAGUACCAAACACUAAACGAUUACCUAUCAUCAAUAAAAGAAUAUAUUUUGAAUGUACCAAAUACAGUUCGCUCGUUAGUCUACAGUUUCAUACCAUUCGGAUUAGCGAAUGGCAGUUCACAACAGGAACCGAAGAACCAAUACGAGAAAACGUUUUUGAAAUUCCAAGUGGCUGCUUUUGAAAAGGAGCGCGUUGAAUAUCAGAAAGAAAUUCGAAGGCUGCAAGAUGAACUGCAGAGGACGCAGAAUAAGUCUAAUAAUUUUGAUAAAGAAAAGCAAAAGUAUGAAAAACAGAUUAAAACUUUGGAAGAGAAUCUCGCUGCAACGAAUGCAAGGUUUCAGCAGUUGUUCAAAUUCAGUUUCUUAUUAAUAACGAUCGGGAGUUUGUCCUGCUUAUCCAUGUACUCUGUGGCCAGUUUCCAUAAUGUGUAGUCCUAGGAUAAAUACCUAUAUCCAUCCCCUCGGGCAUCCGUACUACCCCAUCCAAGAUUUCCGAGUGGAAUUAGGAAAUUUUUUAUCUUAUCUUAAUUAUCUUUAUCUGAAAUUUAUUUAGUUACGUCAUUAGUAAAAUUAUUUUUAAAAAAUGUAACGUCUUCAGGGGGAACCUUCCACGAAAUAGGUAAAAACAAUAAUGUCUACUUAUAAUCAGUUAGGACAUGUUUGCUAUUUUGAUUAGCAUUUAUAGAUACUUAAAUAAUAAAUAUUUAGUUGAUAAAA